AUGUUUGAGAAUGAACAUUUAGAUGACGAUGCUAUAGCUCUCAAAAUGACAGCAGCAAUUACUUCCGGCGUGUCAAUACCAUUUACAAGUUUUGCCCCUCUUUUUGCAUCUGUAAAUGAAAUGUUUAACGAAAUAAUAGAAAUAAAUCAAACAUCAGAACAUGAUAAAAAAAUAUGUGGGAUAUUUGUUGUUAGAGUCCAAUUAGCUGAUACGGUCGUAAAUAAGUUUAAAAGUCUAAACGUUAUUGGUAAAAUUCGUAAAUUUAUUGAAGAAAUUUCUCAGUUAAGGGGGUUAUCCAAGCAUAUUUAUGCCAAAAGAACUAAAAAAUGUGUUAAAGAACUAACGAAUGAAUUAGAUUCUAUUAUAAAAAAUAUACAACUUUCUUUUAAUGAAGAUUUAAUGAAGUACAGUGAAGAUACUGGCAGCGGUAUAACUAACGUGAAUCAAAAUGUCUCUAAAAUAGUUAUGCAAAUUAAUUCGCUUAAUACUACGCUGAAUCAACUGGCGAAGAAAAAUUCAACAAACCAACCAUUCCAAUUACUUGAUUUUAAUGAUUUUGAAGAAGUAGAUAUCUCAAGAAACGGAAAAAUAAGAAAAUACAAGAGAACAAAAAAUGGAUGGAAUGAUUAUGUUGCUUUAAAGUUAGUGGUUGAAAAAGAAAGCAUUACAGAAUGGGCUGAUUAUGGCAAUUUACGUGAAUAUUAUCAAAAAUAUGGUCCACUAGAAAUCAUUCAUCAUGACAUAAGAGCCGAGAAUAUCUUAAUUACCGAUAAUGAUACAGCGAAAAUUGCAAAUUUUGAUGCAAGCCGAGCAAUAUAUGUUGAAGAAUCAGGAAAUCUAAAAUCAACCCUAGAAGUAGUUCGAUAUUGCUCCCCUGAAAAUUUAUUGUCUAAAAAAAAAUAUAAUACCAAGUGUGAAGUUUAUAGUUUUGGUAUUCUCCUUUGGGAAAUAGCCGAAGAAAAAAUUCCUUAUAAGAAAUUUGAACUUGCAAAAAGAGCUACUCAUCAUGAUCAUAUACUAAGACCUCAGUUAUCAGAAAUCUCUAAAAUACUACAAGCUCUUUAUGAAUUUAGUAGAAAGAAACCAACAUUUGGCAUGACAGCGACAUUUUCUUAUGCAGAAACUUCGACUAACCUGAUACCAUUUGAUCUAUUUGCACAAAAUGAAUCAACAACUUUUCAAAAUAAUCAAUCAUCUUCACAAAUUUGGAUAGAAGACUCGAUUGAAAAAAAAUUUAUUUAA
This is a messenger RNA of Funneliformis geosporum, 1242 nucleotides long. Lineage: Eukaryota; Fungi; Glomeromycota; Glomeromycetes; Glomerales; Glomeraceae. The record is from the annotation of a GenBank genome assembly.